Messenger RNA from Vicia villosa (hairy vetch), 606 nucleotides. RefSeq names its product protein neprosin-like. The record is from RefSeq and is a predicted model, not a curated record. Lineage: Eukaryota; Viridiplantae; Streptophyta; Magnoliopsida; Fabales; Fabaceae. The transcript has 3 exons. The annotation marks the transcript as partial.
GUAGAUGUUGAUCUCUAUGGGGACCGUCGCACUAGAUUUUUCAUUUUUUGGACGGCUGAUGCAUAUUACCAAACUGGUUGCUUCAACUUAAAAUGCCCUGGCUUUGUUCAAACCAACAAAGAUAUUGCAUUAGGAGCUACAAUUGCUCACAUGUCUACAUAUAAUGGAAACCAAUAUAAAAUUUCCUUAUCCGUAUGGAAGGAUGUAAAGACAGGAAAUUGGUGGCUUAGUUAUGAAAAUAGAACCGUUGGAUAUUGGCCAUCCUCCAUAUUCACAAACCUAAAAGAUGUUGCAACUAUGGUUCAUUGGGGUGGAGAAAUAUUUAAUCAAAAUUAUCCACAAGCUUCUUCUGUCCAAAUGGGUAGUGGACACUUUCCUGAAGAGGGUUAUAAAAGAGCUGCACAUAUUAGCCAUAUUAAUGUUUUAAAUUCAAAUAGAGUUUGGGUUAAGCCAACAAAUCCACAGAAUUAUGCAGAUCACCCAAAUUGUUAUAAUGUAAAAGGAGGAAUUGACCGUAAUUGGGGGACUUACUUUUUUUAUGGUGGACCGGGUAGGAAUAAGAAUUGUCUCUAAAAAAAUAUUAUUACAUAUUAUAUCAUAAGAAUU